Molecule: messenger RNA, 1557 nt
Organism: Aspergillus tubingensis
Lineage: Eukaryota; Fungi; Ascomycota; Eurotiomycetes; Eurotiales; Aspergillaceae
Product: enoyl-CoA hydratase/isomerase family protein
Exons: 4
Coding region: 1-1557 (518 amino acids)
Source: RefSeq, a predicted model, not a curated record
AUGGAUACGAACGCAGGAACCGCGUGCUCAGUGCUUGGCCCGCCAGAAUUCCCCAAUCAUCGAUCUGAUAGUCGCCAUGAUGAACCCCGAAGACAGCCCGCCGGCUUCUUGUUUGUCGAUUAUCAGGACCAGGCUUCCCACGGCCCAACGUUGGCCAAGAAGAAGCAGGCCUUCAUCAAGAAGGUCUAUCAUCAGUCCAAAAAGGAACGACGACUGCAAAAGCUGAAAGCUUCCAUCGGCCCGCUGCCGACCCAGCGGGCCAACCCAUCAAUCCUUCCGCCAAACCCAAGAUCCCCCACAUUCCCCAUCGAACAAUACGAGGGAGGAUCCAGCUCCUUCGACCGAGCGUUGCGGCCCGCUGGGAUUGAUCCCUUUGCUUCGCUCUGCGUGCCUGCCAAGACCAGUGUGGAUUUUUACUUUGACCACUACCGGACCGAAUGUUCCUGGUCGAUUUAUCCCUUCGGAGCGACGGGCGUAAGCAUGUGGUGGUGGCAGCAGUCAAUCGAGCAGCCGGCCCUCUUGUACAUCAUCCUGGCAACCAGUGCCUCCCACCGAGCCGGCCGGGGCCUCAUUGCACAGGCCCCCAAGGCCGCCCGAGAUUCUUAUCGGGAUUCCCUAGAGUACCGGCAAAAGACUCUAACAGGACUCCAGAGCAUGAUGCAGAUUCCAGGCACGAGCACAAGUUUACUUCGGUCUAUGGCAGUGAUCAUCGCCCAUAUGAUCUGCGUAGAGGCCGCAGAUACCAAUUUGGAAGCCGUAGACGGCCAUGUGCGCGGGCUGAUCAAGAUAGUUCAUCUGGUGGGCGGCCUUGAUACGUUCAGUGACGCAGACGCUCCCAUUAUCUACAGUGCCAAUUUUAUGAGCGCAGCUGCCAGAGGCUCGGCACCGCCCUUGCCGAUAACCAUGGCUUGGAAAGCUAGAGUACUUGAAAGCUUGUAUAGCCUGACUGCGACCGACGACGCCCUGCACGCUUCUUCAAUCGGCUUUCGCUUCUUCAACUCACCGUGGUCACAAGCAAUCCUUCCUAGUUUGCGAUCUAUUAUCAAGCUGUUCCGAAAAACCACGCACUACAUGUGUACUACUGGACCAGUGGAGGAAGCUCCUGUACUCAACGACUGGUUGGUCUACACAGCCCAACAGUUGUUGUUGAUCGCCCCAGUCUGCGUGCCCUCUGACUUGCAGGAGUGCCUGCGACUAUCAGUACUGCUCUUCGCCGCAGUCCAAGUCUGGGGCUUUCAGGGCUUGCUAUUCCUAAAUCAUCCCGUACUGGCUUUCCACUGCCGCUUGGAAACUGCGCUUCUCUCUAUUCAACGCAUGGCGCCCGAUUUAGCUUUCUGGAUGCUCUUCACCGGCGGGAUUGCAGCAAUGGGCCAUUAUAGUCGUGGAUGGUUCGUAGACCGCCUCGCCUCGGUCGCCGGCCAACUAUGCCUCACCACGUGGGACAGCGCGCGGACCUUGUUAGAACAGUUUCUCUUCUUCUCUCGGCCUACUGAUACCCGCGCUGAGAUACUCUGGAGGGAAGUAGAAAGGCAACAGUCUUUGUUGCCGGGUGCGUAA